Molecule: messenger RNA, 426 nt
Organism: Caenorhabditis briggsae
Lineage: Eukaryota; Metazoa; Nematoda; Chromadorea; Rhabditida; Rhabditidae
Exons: 1
Coding region: 1-426 (141 amino acids)
Source: RefSeq, a predicted model, not a curated record
AUGGCUAAGACUAAAGUCACUGCCCCUCAAAACACCAAAAUCGAGUCCAAGGCUGAUAUCAAAAAGAAGAUUCAAAUCCUUGGAGAUGAAUACGCCACAGCCAUCAAGGACCAUCAGAAAGCGUCGAACGAUGUAAGAAGAAUCCAAAGUCAACAGAAGGAAUCCGAGAAGAGGAUUCAGAGAUUAAAGGCUCUUCAUCAGAUGCACCAGAAGCCGAAGAUUCAGAAGCCAAAGCCAGCAUUCCAAAAAAAGAUUCAGGAGAAGGAAGAGGCACACAAGAAGAUUCAGAAGCAAUUGAAGAAGGCGUUGAAGGUCGAGGAAUCAGCGAAAGACGCGAUGGAAGAGGCUGAAGCGUCUUGGAAGUUCGAGGCCAUGUGUUCCGGAGAAGCUUAUCAAGAGAAUGGCCAGUGGAAGUGGCGGGAGUGA